GCCGCCGGCGUUGCCACAAGCGCGUCCUGCCAGUGCGCAACGCUCGCAUCCCGGUGCCACCACCAACGCCACUCAAACCAACUCAACUUUGUGGCGGCCUGCAGCGUUGUCCGCCCUCGCUGAUUCUUGACAUGCGCGAAAGCUCGCCGGACGACUCCUCUCUCCCUCCCACGAAGCGGCGGAGGUUUGGCGGGCCGUCGGUGCCACAUCUGUCGACGCCGUUCUGGUUCGGCGACGGCGACAUUGUCCUCGAAAUCGGACAGCACAGGUUCAAGGUUCACCGGACACGCUUACAAUGUUCAGAGAUCUUCUCCGACAUGCUCGCGAUACCGCAGCCAGAAGACGCAGAAGCCGUCGACGGGUGUCCACUGGUGCAACUUGCGGACUCGGUGCAAGACUGGCAGGUCGCGUUGAAGUGGAUAUACGACCCUGACUCGUUUGCAGUAAUGCAGCAUCCUGUACCGUUCCCACUUCUUCCGAGCGCCCUGCGGAUCGCAACAAAGUACGAGAUCGCUGCUCUGCGUGCGUGGGCCGUCAGUCACCUGUGCGCGCGGUGGCCAUCUGACCUCGAACGCAUGGACACUGCUUCACUGCCUUGUGCUGCUGAGGCCAUCACGCUCGCCCGAGAAUGUGAAGUCCCAGAUAUCCUUGCCGCGGCCUUCUAUGCACUCUCCCUCCAAAGGUUUGGAUACAACGCCGACGGUGGACGCUCGCACAUCGUCCUCUCCCAAGCAGAUAUGCGCCGGCUUGUCAUCGGGCGCGAGCGUUUGCACGACUUCGCGACGCAGCUGCUCCUCGACCCGCUCAGCGCCGCCCCGGGUAUGCCGCCGUUCGAGUCCUGUGACAACUGCCGAGAAGGACUGCAACAUUACUGGCGCGCAAAGGUCGCGUCGGAUUCGCAGUCGCCCUUCGAGCGGUGGCUCCUCCGCGAGUUCUACAUGAUGCUUACUGCCCCGGAUACAUUAUUCGAGUCCGGCUUGUGUGUGACGUGCCUUGCGUGGCACAAGGAUGCCGCGUGGACUAGGUUUGAUACCCUCAAGACUUCCAUGCCACGACUCUUUUGCCUGUGAAGGACUCUGUCGAUGUUGUCUACUUGUUUUGCUC
Messenger RNA from Rhodofomes roseus, 1104 nucleotides. RefSeq lists its product as uncharacterized. The transcript has 3 exons. The record is from RefSeq and is a predicted model, not a curated record. Gene Ontology annotation, molecular function: protein binding. The coding region runs from base 132 to 1070 and encodes 312 amino acids. NCBI's taxonomy places the organism in Eukaryota, Fungi, Basidiomycota, Agaricomycetes, Polyporales, Fomitopsidaceae.